AUGGAUAAAGACUUCCGCUACUACUUCCAGCACCCGUGGUCUCGCUUAGUCGUGGCUUACUUAGUGAUCUUCUUUAACUUCUUAAUAUUUGCUGAGGACCCAGUAUCUCACAGUCAGACUGAAGCCAAUGUUAUUGUUGUUGGUAAUUGUUUCUCCUUUGUAACAAAUAAAUACCCUGAAGGAGGAGGCUGGAGAUUUUUGAAGGUGUUUCUGUGGCUGCUUGCCAUUCUCACAGGACUGAUAGCUGGGAAAUUUCUCUUCCAUCAGCGCCUGUUUGGUCAGUUGCUCCGUCUGAAAAUGUUUCGAGAGGACCACGGGUCUUGGAUGACGAUGUUCUUCAGUACCAUCCUCUUCCUCUUCAUUUUUUCUCACAUUUAUAAUCUGUUCCUCAUUAUGGCAGGGAAUAUGAGGUGGGUUACAGAGUUUCUUUUUGUCUGUUUUGCUCUAGAGUGUAUUUUACUGGAAACUUUUAAUAUGAUGCUGCUUUACAGUGAACAAGAGCUUACCAAAAU
Balearica regulorum gibbericeps (East African grey crowned-crane) is the source of this 512-nucleotide messenger RNA. NCBI's taxonomy places the organism in Eukaryota, Metazoa, Chordata, Aves, Gruiformes, Gruidae. The record is from RefSeq and is a predicted model, not a curated record.